AUGCUCAACAGCUCCGCACACGUCCACUAUGACAACUCCAGCCAGUUCUUAGAGGACCCGGAUGUCCGUCUCGCCCACUCCGUCUUGGUCGGCGUCUGUGCCGCCUACGUCCCGCUCAUCAUCGCCCUGAACGUCUUGGUGUUCUGGGGGAUCGUUCUGUACCCGGGCUUCCACAAUCCGAACAACUAUCUACUCCUCAGCCUGUCCGUGGCGGACUUUUUGACCGGGUGUCUCUGUCUGCCCAUGUACAUCCUCAGCUACUUCCCCUACACGUGUAGGUUCGUCUUCGCCCACAAGUACGUGUGCCUGACCUGGUUUGCAUCGAUUGAGAUCGGCCCGGGCGGCUCGCUCGCCAGCCUGUUUUACAUCACCAUCGACCGUUACAUCGCCGUGAUGUGGCCACUGAGGUACUCACAGAUUGUGACGGUGCGACGGACCAUCAAAGCCAUCAUUUUCAAUUGGUGUUUCGUGUUACUUCUGGCCUUCGCGCCGAUGCUGUUCGAUUGGAACCAGUACGAUCCGACACUGCUGCCGCUGACGGCGCGCUGCAACUUUCACAAGACGCUGACCAAGACCUACGUCAUCAUCGCCACCUUCGGCACCGUUUUGACCACCCUCUUCAUAUGCUCGAUUCUCUACCUUCAAAUCAUAUUUGUCUCCCAGCGGCAGAUACGACAGUUCAGAGAAAGGAUAUCCAGCCUGCAUCAAAAUCAGAUUCGCGUUUUCGAAAGUCGCAUGAGCUCCGUGAACAUGACAUCGUUUCUGAUGCUUCUGUUCAUCGUGUUGCUCACUCCGUACAUGCUGGUGGCGCCGUUCAAGUACUACAACGUGUUCUCCCAAAAGAACAUCGAGAUCAUGAGGGUUUCCACCCUUAUAUUGACGUUCACCAACGCCAUAGUCAACGCGCCAAUCUACGCCGUGUAUAGGACGGAGUACAGAGACGUGUACAGA
Messenger RNA from Lymnaea stagnalis (great pond snail), 951 nucleotides. The record is from the annotation of a GenBank genome assembly. NCBI's taxonomy places the organism in Eukaryota, Metazoa, Mollusca, Gastropoda, Lymnaeidae.